Molecule: messenger RNA, 384 nt
Organism: Drosophila gunungcola (fruit fly)
Lineage: Eukaryota; Metazoa; Arthropoda; Insecta; Diptera; Drosophilidae
Exons: 1
Coding region: 1-384 (127 amino acids)
Source: RefSeq, a predicted model, not a curated record
AUGUUCCUGAACGGAGCCAGCUACAAGUUGGCAAGGAAGUUGAAGUCGCUGUGUGAUCACGAAAUGUUUGGGAUGAGAACAGCUGAUAAACUCCAAGUGAUCCAUGACAAGGUGCAGAAGAACCUCGAAAAUGCAUAUGAUCGGAGUCGGCUGCGGUACGAUAAAAGGGCUCGUACUUUCCUUGCGAAGCCUGGUCAGGAAGUGUAUCGCCGCAACUUUGCCCCCAGCGAUUUCAAAAAGGCCUUCAAUGCAAAGUUUGCUCGGAAGUUCCUGAAAGCUCGGGUGUUCAAGACAGUCGGCAAAAAUGCGUACGAGCUUGAAGAUCUUCAAGGACGACCGAUCGGAGUGUACCAUGCCAAGGUUGUGAUCUGGAAAGAGGAAUAA